Molecule: messenger RNA, 1020 nt
Organism: Prunus armeniaca (apricot)
Lineage: Eukaryota; Viridiplantae; Streptophyta; Magnoliopsida; Rosales; Rosaceae
Source: the annotation of a GenBank genome assembly
AUGAUAGUGGCUGGCUGUGGAGGUCCUGAAAGCAAAGAGAAACACCAAAAAAUGCCCCCAGAAGUGCCUCAUUGUCGCUCUCCUGUAACUCCUCAAGUUCGAUUCUCUUCCCCGGUGUCACCUAAGGCACCACUAGAUCAACCUUAUCAGCACAAGCACUGCAGAGGAUCUAAAAACAUGAACUUUAGCAGAAAGAAACUCAUCCCUUUCCUUGUUUUGAUCCUUUCAAUCAUUUCUGUACUCAGACUUCUUAGAAUUGCAUUAACAACUUCAUCUUCUUCCCCUCCAUUUCCUGCCUUGACUGCCUUGCCUCCUACUGCUCUUGGAGAUGCAUGUUCUCCUCUCUCCACAUGCUCCAAGUUUCCAUCAGAAAAAAAGGUGCCUGCCAAUGUCACCGGCCUCAGGGAAAAGGAAUACCACCUUCUGUCAAAUCUCAUUUCGCAGAAAGCUCCCUGCAACCUCCUCAUUUUCGGGAUUGAUCCUCAGUAUGUAUCUCUCUCAUCAAUCAAUGCAGGUGGCACCACCAUCUUUCUAGAGGACGAUCACAACAAGAUAAACACACUGAAGACUAAUUCCAACACCACCAGAGUCUACCAGGUGGACUACCAGAUACCUGCAAAAGAGGCUUACAAACUGCUCAAGCAUGCAAGGGAAAACCCAGAUUGUGCACCUAGCUCGAAACUCCAACUAUCCAAAUGUCAACUUGCAUUGAAAAACUUACCACAAGAAGUUUAUGAGCUUAAAUGGGAUGUGGUGGUGGUGGACGGACCAAGCAGCAGUACACCAGACGAACCAGGUAGGAUGGCAGCAAUCUAUACUGCUAGUAUGAUGGCAAGAAAUGGGAAAAUUACAGAUGUGGUAGUGCAUGAUGUAGAUCGAACGAUUGAGAAGUGGUUUUCCUGGGAGUUUCUGUGUGAUGAGAACUUAGUUUCUUCGAAAGGGAGAUUAUGGAACUUUAGGAUCACAGGCCAAUCAAACUCUACAAAUUUUUGCCCUGCCAAAACCAUUACGAUAGAGUAA